CUUUAUAAUUUCCACACGAGUGCAUCUGGGCUCUGAGACAAACCGACAGCAGCUUCUUCUGACAAAUACACACGCACACUCACCCCGACACACACUCAGCACACUUCUCCUCCAUCUGAUUAACAGUCCUGCACACACACUGAUUCCGGGAAAGCGUAAAUAAACACGGAAAGGGUAGAUUAUUUUGACUCCUGGAAGAGCUUUGCUGGGUCUCAGCGCAACUUUUGUUUUUAUAACUGAGAAGGUGAUCUCUCCACGCGUUUCUCUCCCACCAGGAUUCUUUAAAGGAGGAAGAGAGGCAGAGAGAGGGGGGAGAGCAGUGUUUCACUUUAAGACCGGCUGGGCGCCAAGACUUUAGGAGGGGACCGCGGCCGCUAGGACCCCCGCGGCGGCGCGUCGGGACCGGUUCGGAGACGCUGCGAGCGCCGGGCCGUUUCUGCACGAAGUUGGCUCCAGCUCUAGCAGCCGCAUUGGAUCCCACAGCCUACUGCGAGACUCCGGUGUACAAUCCGGAUCUCUGCCCCAACAUGAUCGCGGCCCAGGCCAAGCUGGUCUACCAUCUGAACAAAUACUACAACGAAAAAUGCCAAGCCAGGAAAGCUGCCAUUGCCAAAACUAUCCGGGAAGUCUGCAAAGUCGUGUCCGACGUGCUUAAGGAGGUGGAAGUGCAGGAGCCCCGCUUCAUCAGCUCCCUCAACGAGAUGGACAACCGCUACGAGGGCCUCGAGGUCAUCUCCCCCACGGAAUUUGAGGUGGUGCUUUACCUUAACCAAAUGGGGGUGUUCAACUUUGUGGACGACGGCUCGCUGCCCGGCUGCGCGGUGCUGAAGUUGAGCGACGGGCGCAAGAGGAGCAUGUCCCUCUGGGUGGAAUUCAUUACCGCCUCCGGCUACCUCUCGGCGCGCAAAAUCCGGUCUAGGUUUCAGACGCUGGUGGCUCAAGCGGUGGACAAAUGUAGCUACAGGGAUGUGGUAAAGAUGGUGGCAGACACCAGCGAAGUGAAACUGCGGAUCCGGGAUCGGUACGUGGUGCAGAUCACCCCGGCGUUUAAAUGCACCGGGAUCUGGCCGAGGAGUGCUGCCCACUGGCCACUUCCCCACAUCCCCUGGCCGGGACCCAACCGGGUGGCGGAGGUCAAAGCGGAAGGGUUCAAUCUCUUGUCCAAGGAGUGCCACUCCCUGGCCGGCAAGCAGAGCUCGGCCGAAAGCGACGCCUGGGUGCUGCAGUUCGCGGAAGCGGAGAACAGACUGCAGAUGGGGGGCUGCAGAAAGAAAUGCCUCUCCAUCCUCAAAACCUUACGGGACCGCCACCUGGAACUGCCGGGCCAGCCCCUGAACAACUACCACAUGAAGACUCUGGUUUCCUACGAGUGUGAAAAGCAUCCCCGGGAGUCGGACUGGGACGAGUCGUGCCUGGGUGAUCGGCUCAACGGCAUUUUGCUGCAACUUAUCUCCUGCCUGCAGUGCCGGCGGUGUCCUCACUACUUCUUACCCAAUUUAGAUCUGUUUCAAGGCAAACCUCACUCGGCGCUGGAGAACGCUGCCAAACAAACGUGGCGGCUGGCAAGAGAGAUCCUGACCAACCCGAAAAGUUUGGAAAAACUUUAGAGGGCAAUUGAAUCAACAGCCGAAAUGUGAUUCCUCUUCUCACCCAAUUACGCGUACACUUCCUGUUCGAUUCCUACCUAAUACCCCACUUGACAGUACAAACAAUCUCUUCCUUAAAAAGGAAUACUAACGCAAUGUUUAGGCAUCAUCUCACCCACCCCUCCGAGGAGAGAAAAAAAAGUGGGGGGAGCGGAUAAAGGAAAACCCAGACCCAUAAGUAUUAGAAGAUUUCUUUACAAAGGAUUUCAUAUCUCCCUUGAAAAGUACACAGUGAUACCCGGAAAACAACCCGGCUGUAAUGCAAGACAACAGGGAACACUCUCCUAAUUAUCAAAGGAUUAUAGCAAUCCUGGUGAUUUAGGUGCAUCUGUCUGUGAGUAAACACGAUUUGGAUAUGCCAACCGAAGGAAAGUGUAAUGUAUAUUUUGAUUUGUAACAAAUAUUGUGAUCUCACAUUGUCUUUGAAGUGUGAAUGCUGGUGUUUUGUGAUUUGGUGACCAGAAGUUAAAUUGCCCUUUUGGAUACUUCCAGAGGUUUUCCACUAACAAAGAUACCAUUGAAAGGUAGAUUCCCUCCUGGUACUUUUAUCUGUCUUUGAAAGUGUCUGAACUUUAAAAAAGUUUACAUUUUGUUUCAAAUAUAUUGCUUGUUCUAUUUCUAACAUUCCAUAAAUAUACUUGAAAUGUUAUUUAAAUAUAUUCAAAGAAAUUUGAAUUCAGCUUAUAUAAUAACGCUUGAAUAUCUGAAUUAUAUAUUUGAAAAAUGCACUUGAAAUACACUGGAUAAUUACUUUUGUGAUUUAGAUUUUAAUUUCUGUUGCUGGUUUUUAUUUAAUUAGAAGCUAAUAAAUGAGGUAAAAUAAAAGUUGUUGUGUCUCACGUUAAAUUGUUUUUCUCUGAAAAGAUGUAAUGCUUCAUUUUGAAAAUAGAAUCCACUUGACUAUUUCAAACAUUUUUAAAAAGACGUUAAUGAAAUCAUUAAAAAUAAAACCUUACAAUGUUGGAGAAAAGCUCUUUUUGUAUAGCUGUAGAAGACAAUGAUCUGCUCUCAGUUUCUAACUUAUUUAUAAGACUAUUUCUUUCCACAAUAGACACAAUUUAAAUUUACCCAUGAAAGCUUGCUCUUCUGGGUUAGUAUUUCUGUAGCAUUUUGAAAAUAUGAGGGAAAAAUGUCAUGCAAGUUAAGAUUGCUGAGUUAAAAAUCAGACUAACUCGGAGAAAAUGAACUUAACAAACUCAUAAUGAAAAUUUUGCAAUUUUUAUAUGAAAAUUGUUAAUAAAUGAAGAUAAUUUCUGACCACUUUA
Messenger RNA from Rhinolophus ferrumequinum (greater horseshoe bat), 2911 nucleotides. RefSeq names its product mab-21 like 1 (gene MAB21L1). The transcript has a single exon. The record is from RefSeq and is a predicted model, not a curated record. Bases 528 to 1607 code for a protein of 359 amino acids. NCBI's taxonomy places the organism in Eukaryota, Metazoa, Chordata, Mammalia, Chiroptera, Rhinolophidae.